CGACCACCCUUUGCGACAAUGUCUGCCGAGGACGGCGCCGACAAGACGCAGGCGCCCAAGCCUGCGCCGACUUUUACGUCCUUCAUCAACAAGAAUACGUCGGGCAAGAAGGUUGCGCCCAAGGCCGCACGACGAAGAGCCCCAAUACCCCCGACACCCUCCGCCUCGACCGCCGCCUCGACCGCCGAACCGCCGACCUCGCAGACCGAACCCGAGCCUACGCCUCCGACUGUCGCACAGCUACCCACGCCCGCUGCUACCCAGGAACCUGCCGCCCAGAAUGUUCCGCAACCCGAGACGAGCGCCGUUGAGCCAUUGACUGCACCGAGUGUAGUACAAGCAGCGCCCUCUCCCGCUACCCAGCCUGUCCCUACACCCGUCUCGACGAACAUCGAAGCACAACAUGCUCCCCCGCCACAGCCAAGUCACGCUACUACGCCUCAGCCUGCUGAACCCCUCGACACUGACAGGCCAGCCAAGAGACGCAGGACGCAGCCUCCAGCGGAGGAAAGCACAGCUGCACCUCCUCCACGACAAGAACCCGAGUCACAGACUAUCGUAUCCGAGGAUGCACACGCGACUGUAGUUGAAGAGGGGGACCAGCAAAGCGCAGCACAGACGACCGAGGAAGAUGGAGUACGGUCAAUCGAGGAAGGCACGUCACAGCCGACUGAGAAAGAGGCGGGCGCCCAACAAUCGCGAAAGAGGACGAGACUGCCAUGGGUCGCUGUCAAUCACGCGCCGGAAGACGAACCCACGACUGCGCCAGCUAAACGGACUCGUCAACCAGCCAGAGCUCGAGGAAAGGCAAAAGCUGUAGUCGCAGCAGACGCGGAGGAGCAGGAAGGCGAUGAGGAAGACGACGGCCAACCCGCACGGAAGCGACCUCGUGCAAAGGCGCGAAACAAGCGAGGGGCAGACGAGGCAAAUGCGGACGGCGAAUUUGAGGUUGAAGCCCCUGCAAAGAAACCACGGAAGCCUAGGAAGAAGAAAGCUGCAGCCGACGGGGCAGUAGAGGGGGAAGCAGAACCGGCAGCCGAUGCGACCGAGGGCGCCACAACACGCAAACCACGCAAGCCGCGCCAGCCGAGAAGGAGGAUACAAAACACCACAGAAGGGGAGACUGCAGACGGCGAGGAGGUUGCGCAACCAAAGCGAAAAGGGCGUCCACCACGAGAAGACACACCACCGGAGGCGGAACAUCAGACCAUCGACCCCGAGACAACAUUCAUGGACAGUCUAGCAUCCCGCAACAUCCGCGUAGGAAAACUGUCCAACCUCGAGAGACGGAUGCGUGGGAUCGACUGGGAUGAAGUUAAGCAACGUCAGAGGGAAGAGGACAGACGGAUAAUCCACACCAAAGAAACCCAAGCAGCAGUCGACAAGCUCCUAAACGCAGCAGGCGAAGACCUAGAAGCCGCCAACGCCGAGCAAGGCCCCCGCAUGCGCGUCGUCGGCGACCGCAUCGAGCUGAUCCACGACUCAGGCACCAUCGACCGCGAAGCCGAAGCAGACAUGCACAUCGCGACCAUGGAAGUCCACGAGGAAGCCGACCUAACAACCCGCAUCACAACCCGCAGCUUCAUGAAAAACGGCAAGCGCUUCCCCAACGACUUCCUCCUCCCGGGCCAGGGCCACCGCUGGACUCAAGACCAGACAGACCGCUUCUACCACGGCCUCCGCAUGUACGGCACAGACUUCCAGAUGAUCUCCAUGAUGUUCCCUAACCUCUCGCGCCGCGUCGUCAAGACGAAAUUCACCCGCGAGGAACGCGAGAAUCCGGAUAAAGUCGCUCAGUGCCUGCUUGGUGAGCUCGAAAUGGCGUCGGGCUGGGGCGCCUUCCUACAAGCCUCGGAACUACAGGAUAGUCACUUUGCCGACGCGGAUGAGAUUAAGCGCCAGAUGGAUGAGGUUGAGGUGCGCAUGCGCGUGGAGAUCGAGGCUGCGAAGGCGGAGACGGCGGAGCGGAAGCGCCAGCUUAAGGAGGCGGGGCUGCUUCCUGAGGGGGAGGAGGGCGCGCCCGAUAGGGAGGAUGGGAAGGGGAGGAAGAAGCGCAGGGAGAAGGGGAAGCAGGUUACUUUUCGGGAGGAGGAGGGCGUGGAGAUUUUGGGCGGGUUGGACGAGGAUCCGAAUUGGGGGCAGUAA
Molecule: messenger RNA, 2145 nt
Organism: Dothidotthia symphoricarpi CBS 119687
Lineage: Eukaryota; Fungi; Ascomycota; Dothideomycetes; Pleosporales; Dothidotthiaceae
Exons: 2
Coding region: 19-2145 (708 amino acids)
Biological process (GO): RNA polymerase III preinitiation complex assembly
Cellular component (GO): transcription factor TFIIIB complex
Molecular function (GO): TFIIIC-class transcription factor complex binding
Source: RefSeq, a predicted model, not a curated record